UGUGGACGCGAUUGGCGGAAAGCAGGCGGCGUCUCCAUAAACAAGCUCUUCCAUCUCUCGUGUCUCUACCGACGAAGCGGCACUAGAUAGCUGCCCGUCCCGAGAUUCCCGUAAAAGUUCAAGUGACAAUUUCCCAACCAACUCAACUUGCCGACGACGUCAACGCAAAUUGAAUUCGAUUUGAUUGUCCCUCGAUCCUCACCGAUUCAUUAAACACAGGGCAAAGAAAGCAAGCUACGAGGUCUUAGUGAAAAGUUUCCUUAAAUCCGGAGACGUGGCAAUGCAACCGAAACCAAACCGAAAAUUUCGCAAAUGAGCUUUGCUAGCGUCGGGCCAAACCAAUUAACAGAAUUCGUUCUUGUGUAAUAAAUAAAUUGCCAACAAUUAUAACUUGCAAUCCCACUCAAGCAAAAUCAAAUGAAAUGUUCACGGCGAUUGCAGCUCAAAGCAAGAGACCAUAGAGGAGGUGCACGGUGUUGUGGCAGUUAGUGGCCAGAGAGCUCAAACAAGCCGCAAGGCUCGACCAGAAACUCAUAAUUGGUAAUAGCAGCCAAAGAAGAGGUACAUAUCACACAUUCCGUCCGCCCUCCUACCGAGACGCAUGUAAACGUAAGCGGAGCCCAAAGGAAGCAAGUGGGAGACCCAGGAUAGGCGAUGCCAAAAUGCCAGCGGCAGAUCAGAUCCUGUUUGUAAACGUCACCACAACGGUGGCGGCGGCGGCUCUAACCGCUGCGGCCGCCGUAAGCACCACAAAUUCCGGUAGCGGCGAUGCAGUACGUCUGUAUACGAAUACGGAUGCGAGUAUGGAAACGGAGGCGGUGGCCAAUGUAUCAGGUUCGCUGGUGGAUGGCCUGACCACCGUGACGGCUGCACUGAGUUCGACUCCGGCUGAUGCAGACUCCGUGGGGGAGUGCGGCGGAGCCGUAGAGGAGCUUCAUGCCAGCGUCCUGGGCCUCCAGCUGGCGGUGCCGGAGUGGGAGGCUCUUCUAACUGCCUUGGUGCUCUCGGUCAUCAUUGUGCUGACCAUCAUCGGGAACAUCCUGGUGAUACUUAGUGUGUUCACCUACAAGCCGCUGCGCAUCGUCCAGAACUUCUUCAUUGUGUCUCUGGCGGUGGCCGAUCUCACAGUAGCUCUGUUAGUGCUGCCGUUCAACGUGGCCUACUCAAUCCUGGGUCGUUGGGAGUUUGGCAUCCAUCUAUGCAAGUUGUGGCUCACCUGCGACGUCCUUUGCUGUACCAGCUCUAUCCUGAACCUUUGCGCUAUUGCCCUGGACCGCUACUGGGCCAUUACGGACCCCAUCAACUACGCCCAAAAGCGGACCGUGGGCCGCGUCUUGCUGCUCAUCUCCGGUGUCUGGCUGCUCUCGCUCCUGAUUAGUAGUCCGCCGCUGAUCGGCUGGAACGACUGGCCGGAUGAGUUUACCAGCGCCACGCCCUGCGAAUUGACCUCGCAGCGCGGCUACGUCAUCUACUCAUCACUGGGAUCCUUCUUCAUUCCGCUGGCCAUCAUGACGAUCGUCUACAUCGAGAUCUUCGUUGCAACGAGACGGCGCCUUCGGGAACGGGCCAAGGCCAACAAGCUCAACACAAUAGCUCUGAAGUCCGCCGAGCUGGAACCAAUGGCUAACUCCUCCCCAGCUGUUGCCUCCACCUCCGGCUCCAAGUCGCGUCUCCUGACCAGCUGGUUGUGCUGCGGCAGGGAUCGAGCCCAAUUCGCUACGCCCAUGAUCCAGAACGACCAGGAGAGCAUCAGCAGCGAGACCCACCAACCGCAGCUUCCUCAGGAUGUUUCCAAAUCACAGAGUAAUAGCGAUCCGCAACUACAACAGCACGUCGUCGUGCUGGUCAAGAAGUCUCGACGCGCCAAGAUAAAGGACUCCAUCAAGCACGGCAAGGCCCGUGGUGGUCGCAAGUCACAGUCUUCGUCCACCUGCGAACCCCAUGGCGAACAGCAGCUCCUACCCGCCGGCGGGGGAGGAGGGAGCUGUAGGGCCGGAGGAGGCCAUUCCGGCGGAAAGUCCGAUGCCGAGAUCAGCACAGAGAGCGGGAGUGACCCCAAGGGCUGCAUACAGGUGUGUGUGACCCAGGCGGACGAGCAGACUUCCCUCAAGCUAACUCCGCCGCAAUCCUCGACAGGAGCCGCCGCCAUUUCCGCCACUCCGCUGCAGAAGAAGCCCAGCGGCGUAAACCAGUUUAUUGAGGAGAAGCAGAAGAUAUCGCUGUCGAAGGAGCGGCGGGCUGCCCGCACCCUGGGCAUCAUCAUGGGCGUAUUCGUUAUCUGCUGGUUGCCCUUCUUCCUCAUGUACGUCAUCCUGCCCUUCUGCCAGAGUUGCUGCCCCACGAACAAGUUCAAAAAUUUUAUCACCUGGCUGGGCUACAUCAACUCCGGCCUAAACCCGGUCAUCUACACCAUUUUCAACCUGGACUACCGGCGCGCCUUCAAGCGGUUGCUCGGACUAAACUGAUGCGAGUUGGUGGGUGUGGGCGUAGAAACCGCUCAUCUGGGUGGUGGUCGGUUGCCAAGGUUCGAACGGGAGAGCUUUACGCAGAGUUUGUGCCAAACUUAAAUAGUGGAAUUUCAGUUAAGCGAAGAUCUCAGUAGAUGGUUGGGCCCCUACGUGGUGUACUUCCGAUAAGGAAACAGAAUCGAACUUAAAUCAAAUCAUAAUGCGGCUAACAAAAUCGAUAAUUGUCAUAAUUGACUAAAGGUGCAUCUUAAUAACCGAUUAGAAAUCGUACAUCAGAUCUAAAAAUAAAAUUUAAAGCACGUUUUUUGGUCGGAAAAGAUCUUCUGUUUCCAGAUUUCGUAACUCGGAAUCCUUUCAGUUCAGUCACCAUGCUGGGGAAAGCUAUUCGCCAGGUAGGACGUUUGAGGCACACUUAAAUUUGAGAAAACUGUUCAAUACUCAUACUAAAAGGGGUUGUGCUGGGAUAAAAACCAAGGCAAUCCAAGGAAAUCAUCAAAAAUACAUAGCGAAAAAGUACAUAACCGUGCAUACAUACAUACAUACAUGCUAAGUGACAUACCAAACGAGAAUAGCAUCAAAUUGAAUUUAAUACAAAUAAACUAAAUGUUUAGGCACAAGAUUUGUGGCAACUUUCGUGUUUCACCCUAAGCGUAUGGAAAAACCAAAAAGGUGUUAGUUAAAUUAAUUCUGCGCUCAAAAUAUGUAAAACAAGUAAGCUAAAUACAAACUUCCAAGGAAUAAAUUAUGUUUUCUAGGCAUUACUUUAACGAUUUGUAUUUAAAUGUAAUUUAAUUGUAGGUAAACGCGAAACUAAACUACUACACUUAAUGUAUACUUUCAAUGCGCUUUGAACUAUUUGUUAAUAAUUUAAUAAUUAAUUGUUUUUAUGACAGAGCAACAAUUGUGUUGAGUGGGCAGCUAAAAGCUUGCGCAUCGAAACUUACUUAAGAUUUAUAGAUAAAUGUUUAAUUGCACUUUACGGAUUGCAACUGAGUUAGCGGAAUGGAGUACUAUAAAUCGAUGUAUAAACUCAAGUACUUACUAUAUCGUAUAUAUCACAAAUGAUGUCUUUUAACGAAGAUGUACGAUAGUUUCACUAAUUAACUUGUUUAACGAGCAAAAGCAAGCUAAGCGAAAACGAAAACGAAACAAACAAAAGACAGAUUCGAAUUAAAGUUAUG
Drosophila eugracilis is the source of this 3649-nucleotide messenger RNA. RefSeq names its product tyramine/octopamine receptor (gene Oct-TyrR). NCBI's taxonomy places the organism in Eukaryota, Metazoa, Arthropoda, Insecta, Diptera, Drosophilidae. Bases 663 to 2465 code for a protein of 600 amino acids. The record is from RefSeq and is a predicted model, not a curated record. Gene Ontology annotation, cellular component: membrane. The transcript has 4 exons. Gene Ontology annotation, molecular function: octopamine receptor activity. Gene Ontology annotation, biological process: adenylate cyclase-activating adrenergic receptor signaling pathway.